Symbiodinium necroappetens is the source of this 2880-nucleotide messenger RNA. NCBI's taxonomy places the organism in Eukaryota, Dinophyceae, Suessiales, Symbiodiniaceae. The record is from the annotation of a GenBank genome assembly.
AUGGACGGAGUGAGUUCCUGGACGAAAGCUUUAGAAUUCCUGAAAGAAGGCCGUGGUGGCAGGGAAGCAUCGGAGGCCGUCCCAGAAGAGACAGAGCAAGCUCUGGCAACGGAGGUCGCCUCGCUGACCAGCACCGUGCCUCUGCUUGAGAGCGAGACCGCAUCUCCCAAGUCCCCGACGGCAGCCCAGUCGACGACAGAGCUGAGUGCUGCCCGCCUCCCACGGCCCACGUCUCCUGAGGCAAGCGCCAGCUUGCCGACCUGCAGCCUCGAGCCCAGUGAGCCGCCAGCGAGGCCCAUAUCGCCCAAAUCUAAGGGAAAGAAUGGGGAGCGGAAGGUCGGAACGUUUCCGGCUCUACCGCAAACUCAGUUGCAUGAACCGUCCUGGGUCUCGACACUCCGCAAACCCUCGCCAAGAAAUCAGGUGGAGCAGGCGCCCACAACCUUGCGCCAAAAGCCUACAGCUCUGAGCUUGUCACCGACAGCCUCCUCGCCAGGCUUGUCGCGAGGAGCCAAAGUCAUGCUUUCACCUUCGCCCUCCACCCCUGCCACCCCUGCCACCCCACCCCAACAUCUUCGAAGGACCGGGCUGAGCCCCCCUCCUUCCUACCGAUCACCCGAGCAGUGCUCACCGAGUCUCCCAGCCGAAUCUGCUGGACUUGGGCCAGGGGUUGGGGCUGGGCCCUCCCCGGUGCUGCGGUCUAGGCCAAGUUACAACUUCGGUUCCCCACCGCCACUGUCGCCUGCGGCUCACAGGAGGCUUUUGGAGUUCAAUCCGCCGACCACCCCGAGCCAAUUGUCCGAUUCGCACAAGAACUCCAGCCCCUAUGCAGAGCUGCACCGCAGACGUGCGGAGCUGGUGCAGGCGCCACAGGCCCAGGCCACGCCACGCAGGGCCGUCGAGGGAGCCCAGGGAGUCAGAAGGAUGUCGGCGGAGCGGAGCCCAUCCCCGCGAGGAAUCGAGGAGGGAAGAGAAAGCCUGCAAGAACAAGCCCGGGCCAUGGAGAACUUCCGUGCUGCCUGGGUUCGCGUGGGUGACUUGCAGAUGAGACAUGAGAGCUUCUGGGAAGACUAUCCCGAUGCAGUGAGAGCUUUGGAUCUAGGCCUCUCUCAGUGGCUUGGCUACUCGGGGCUACCCGCGGUGGAAGAGGGCCUGCGACGUGCGACUCUUGAGAUGCCGAAGGCGGCGGAGACCCACUGGGUUCAGGAGGCCACGGACUCGGAUCCCUUCGGCCCGUCAGUUUGCCGCGCCCUCCUGCAGACCGGCACGCUGCCCCCAUCGGCACGCACGGCGCUGCGGCAGCGGGGUGCCAAGGCGGUGGCCAAGUCGCUCCUCCAGCAGGUGCGGCAGCUCCACACCCAAGCUCUGCAGCGCUACCGUGCGGCCUGCCAGGCAGCUGCCGCCGCCAAACUCAGGCAGCUAAAGGCGGGCCUUGAUGAGCAGCGCCAGGACGAGAUUCGAGCCGAGAAGGUGUUCCGUGCGAACGCUCGCGAGCAGCGAGCGGGAUAUGAGACACCUUCGGAUUGGACACGGGCAAGGUUGGACGAGAUCGAGGCAAAGAAGGAUCGGCAAGGUGCGUACUUGAGGAGGUGGUCAAUCAAGGACUUCUCCUCCCUUCGCGUGCUUGGGAAGGGAGCUUUCGGAGUGGUGCACCUUGUCCAAAGGCAGGGUACGGAAGAGGUGUAUGCCUUGAAGCAGAUCCAGAAAGCCCAUUAUCUCAACAAGAACCGCAAGAAGGCCUACAAUGAGCGGGAUGCUCUUGCACGCGGCUGGGGUACUUGGUUUGUAGACCUCCUCUGCACCUUCCAAGAUUCGGAGCACAUCUACAUCGUCAUGGAGUUUGUUCAAGGAGGGGACUUCUUCGCAUACAUGGAGAAGAAGGACAAGCUAAGCAUGGUGGAGACCCGGUUCUACAUGGCAGAGCUCAUCAGCGCCAUCAAUGCCAUCCACCAGUGUGGCUUCAUCCACCGGGACCUGAAACCAGAUAAUCUGGUCCUGACUGCCCAAGGGCACCUGAAGCUGCUGGAUUUCGGCCUCUGCACGCCCGUGGACCUGGAUGAGUACGUGGCGCAAGCGGAAGAGGACCAGAGAUACCAGGGAAUCACCUUCCAGGAGAGACCCGGCAGGGAAGGCCUUCGGACGGCCUGUGGGACACCGCAGUACAUGGCACCUGAGAUGUUCAUUGGCCGGGCCUGUGCAGCCUCAGAUUUGUGGGCUCUGGGGGUCAUCACCUUCGAAUGCCUUUCGGGAAGCUUGCCCUUCUACACCCAAAGCCGGGAUCGGCGACGGGCCUUCCAGGAGCUACGAAGCCAAAUUCAGCAUCACGAGUCCAACUUGCCGACACGUCUGGCUCGGAUGCAGAAGAAGCAGAGGGACCUGGGAGCAAGUCCCCAGGAUUGCCUUCACGCUUCGCAGUUCGUCUCCAAGGUUCUCUGCCCUGUGGAGCGGCGCAUCACCACCUUCGAAUGCAAGCUCGACGACUUCUUUGAGGGCCUGGAUUUCAACCGACUCCAGGAGAUGACGCCACCAUACCAGCCGACAUGCAAAAGUGCGGCGGACGCCUCGAACUUCGAUGAGUUUCCGGACGAGAAGCUUCCGACUCCCGAGGAUGUCACCUGCAUGGACCCAGAUCUGGACUGGCCGCUCUACGAAGAUGAUGCGAAGGCUGCCCGCGCACGUGAAGUCGGCAAGGCCCGCCUCAGGGCCUCCGCCCUCCGCGCGGCAACUCUCGAGGAGAAGGAGAAGCUUGGGAGCUCCCUGGAACCCGCGGCCUCGGUGCGGAAGCCUCGAAGCGCCGGUGGGGGCCGGGCCUUGGGUGCCUUUGGCGUGGAGGCUUGCUUCGAUAAUGAUUCUCUUUACCGGCCGAGAGGGCACGUCUGA